AAAUAAGACCAUGGAAGCAUAUUAUUCUUGUAGCUGUUGCCUCGUGCGCCCACCGGACAAAGGCCUCAAGACGCUAUACAAUCAUCUCGACAAAGCAGAGAUAUAUUAUGAUAUGCUGAGAGAAUGUUUUGGUUUAAAUCUAAGUUUAGGAAAUGAUGAGUGCGGGAUCUGCGAGGUGUGCGUGGGGCGGCUGCGAGAUGCGAGCGACUUCAAGCUGCAAGUGCAGCGCGUCCAGGACGUACUGCACAAGCGGCUCACGGAAGCAGUCCCUGCUACUGCAGGUGACAACAUCAAAAUCAAGUUAGAGAAACCAACUGGAGAUGACGCCAUUUCGCGCGGUAUCAAGCAGGAGAGGCCGGAGGUGGAGAUGGCUGACAGCAACACCGUAUCAGUUGCUUUACACGAAUGUACGCGAGCGCCCUUUGCUCAACCCGUUCCUACGUCGUCCCACAGCGUCUCGGUCGCGUCAGCUCCGAACGUUACCAAGCGCAGCUCCGAUACUGGAGAGAAACCUUACGCGUGCAACAAAUGCGAAAAAAGAUUCGGACAGAAGGGCCACUUAAAUGCUCAUUACGCAUACCAUAUAGGAAAAUUCAAAUUCUCUUGCGAAUUAUGCAAAAGGGGAUUCGUGCAUAAACAUGAAUAUGUUACUCAUAUGCGGAUACACACAGGUGAAAAACCAUACGAAUGUGAUAUAUGCAAGAAAAAGUUUAGACAAAAUGGCAACUUCAAACGACAUAAAAAUAGUCAUUUUAAAUAUGAUGAGAAUCGCGUAGAGUUAGGAGAAAUAACUACAUGCAAAAAAGAGUCUUCAGAAGAUCAAGGACCCGCAAAGUAUUUUACGUGUGAUAUAUGCAAAAAGCAAUUUGUGGAUAAAAACUAUUUAGACGCUCAUUCCAAACGUCAUCCUGGAGAUUAUCCAUUCACUUGCGAAAUUUGUAGAAGGAAAUUUAAUACGCAGUUUGCCUUGAAUACUCAUAAAUUUGAUCACUCUGGAAGGAAACCUUUUAAGUGUGAAAAGUGCAAUAAAAGUUAUAGAACAAAAGGCGGUUUAUAUACUCAUUCGUUAGCUCACACAGAGGGUUAUAAGCACGCGUGUCACGUGUGUAAUAAACGAUUCAUACUUAAGCAUGACUUGAAUAUACAUAUGCGCCUACACACGGGAGAAAAACCUUAUACCUGUGCAACAUGUGAAACUAAGUUUCGCUAUAGAAAUUGCUUAAAGAAACAUUUAUUAGAGAAACACGACCAAGUUAUGGACAAACAGUUCAAUUGUGAUACUUGUGGGAAACGAUUUGCAUUACAGGGGACUUUAGUAAAACAUAUGAACAAACACAUUGAAAAGAAAAGGGCAGAUAAAAAGAAAGACCUCGCAUUUAUGUGUGAAAUAUGUAGCAAACGUUUUUCGACAAUAGGUAUUCUAAAAUACCAUAAAGAAACACAUAAUGAAGAAAGACCUUUCGAGUGCGAAGUAUGUCAUAAAAAAUACCAAACGAAGAGGAAUUUAAUGGACCACGUGAAGGUGCACGAGGAAAAAAAACACUCGUGUGAAGUAUGUGGCCAGCCAUUCAGGCAUAAGUCGGCCUUGAAAGUUCAUAUCCGACGGAUGCACGAGGAAAACAGACCACAUGUUUGCAAUAUUUGUAAAAAGGCCUUUGUAGUUCUUGCUGAAUUAAAAAUUCAUAAUCGGGUACACACUGGAGAGAAACCAUAUGCUUGCGAAAUAUGUUGUAAGAAAUUUCAGGGCCUGAGUGGGAUAAAAAACCAUCUUAUAAAUGUCCACCACGAGAAGCCAACGAGAUUUGUUAAAUUAAAAGAAUUGAAUAAAUAUGACUAAAUUCAAAGUGACUUGUUGUGUAAAAGA
This is a messenger RNA of Cydia strobilella, 1864 nucleotides long. Its product is annotated as gastrula zinc finger protein XlCGF57.1-like. The transcript has 5 exons. Gene Ontology annotation, cellular component: nucleus. The record is from RefSeq and is a predicted model, not a curated record. Gene Ontology annotation, molecular function: DNA-binding transcription activator activity, RNA polymerase II-specific; zinc ion binding; RNA polymerase II cis-regulatory region sequence-specific DNA binding. Gene Ontology annotation, biological process: regulation of transcription by RNA polymerase II. Bases 11 to 1837 code for a protein of 608 amino acids. Lineage: Eukaryota; Metazoa; Arthropoda; Insecta; Lepidoptera; Tortricidae.